CUGAAAUUUUUAGACGAAAAUGCAAGCAGAGGAUCAACGAUCAUGGAGGAUCGAAGUUCGAGCAAAAUCAAGGAACUUCAAUUUCAAAUUCAAAGCAGCAAAAAUCGAACCCAAUUGGAAGAUCCACAGAUUCUCUCUUCUCCUCAAGCUUCGAAGAUUUUUCCUCCGAGUCAACUCAGAUUCAACCGAUUUAAAAACUCGUCGACGAACCUUGAUCCCCAAAUUCCUCAGAAUCGCCACCAAAUCCCGAUCGAAAUCGUCGAAUAGUAGACAACCCGAACCCGAAUUCGGUCUAAAAAGAUUUCAACAGUAUGCAAAAGAGGGACCAUUUAAUUUGGGUGCUUUGGUAGUAAUUGUUAUUGGAUUUGUGUUGCAGCACAUUGCUGUGGUGGUGAAGAAACUUAUAGCCAGAAAGCUAUGGCUUUUCUUAGUUGCAUCAAUGGUGCCUUUGGCUUGUUCUGUGGUUGUGGUUGAUUUAGGCUCUUAUAUGAGAUUUUCUCAAGGCUUGUACUCUUCUUCAAAGUUUGUAUGGAAUUUAUGGAACUGUUUUGGGUCUUUCAUAUGUGAUAGGUUAUGAAUUUAAUUUUAUUUUUUUGUGUGAUUAAGAUUAUAGUUUAUUUAUGUAGACACGUUUUGUUUUGAUGUUAUGGGAUAUCUGAACUAUAACUAUAUAUAUAUAUA
Molecule: messenger RNA, 681 nt
Organism: Humulus lupulus (European hop)
Lineage: Eukaryota; Viridiplantae; Streptophyta; Magnoliopsida; Rosales; Cannabaceae
Exons: 2
Coding region: 20-577 (185 amino acids)
Source: RefSeq, a predicted model, not a curated record